Acanthoscelides obtectus is the source of this 195-nucleotide messenger RNA. Lineage: Eukaryota; Metazoa; Arthropoda; Insecta; Coleoptera; Chrysomelidae. The record is from the annotation of a GenBank genome assembly.
AUCUCCAUAGCUGGAAAACUUAUUUAAGAACUCAGCGAAGUGCUAAAAUUUUUAUUUGGGCAUCUUUCUGCAAGUAAAAUGGAUUUCCAGUUGAAUAAUAAAAUUCUAAUUUCAUUCAUGUGCUUCCUCUGCCAUCUGGGAGAUACUAUAGAAAAAUACGACUUACCAUCAGACAUCAGUUUCGUUAUUUUUUGA